AUGAGCUCAAGCAGUGAGGAAAGUGAUGUGCGUAGCGAUGCUGGUCCGUCAAGAGCUAAAAAGAAAUAUCGGCAACAAUUCCGUGAUGAAUGGCUUCAAUUACAAGACUACCGUAAGUGGUUAAAGCGUGAUAAAAAGUCGAUUUAUAAAUGCAUUUGCACUGUUUGCGAUUCUUCUUUGAUUGCCGAUCUGGGUGCUAUUAAAAGACACAGUGAAGGUGCUAAGCAUAAACUUCGUCUUCCUGCCCUAUCGCAUGUGCGUACCAUUGACAAUAUUUUUAAAAGUCAGCAACGCGCAAGUGAUGAUGAUCAGCGGAAAAUUACAGAAUUAAAAUUAUCGGCUUUUAUGGCAGAACAUAAAAUAUCGCACAUAGUGAUGGAUCAUCUCGUUGAUUUACUUCCAAAAGCUUUUCCAGAUUCUAAAAUCGCAAGUAAUAUCAAACUUAAACACACUAAAUUACAAGCAAUAAUAAAUAACGUUAUCGGGGCUUCUGAAGGAGAAUGUUUAGUCGAAGAUUUAAAACGCGAAAAGUUCUCUAUAAUGGACGUAUCGUCAGUCGAUUCUGGGACCUUAUUCAAAUAUUUGAUGACAAAAAAAGCUGGAACGUCUGGUGAUUACUCAGCCACGGCUGAAAAAUUAUUUAAUUCAAUAAUAAAAUCAUUUCGAGACAAAAAUAUACCCUUAGAAAAUACUAUCGGGUUUGGUUCUGAUGGAUGUAAUAUGAUGAUGGGCUGCCAUAAUUCAGUGUCCUCACGAUUUAGACAACUAUGUCCAGGUAUUACAGUGAUCAAAUGCCUUUGCCAUUCUUUACAUUUGUGCGCUUCCGACGCUUGCAAAGAAUUGCCCCACGAUGCAGAAAAACUGACUCGAAUGAUAUACAAUUACUUCAAAAAUAGUAGCAAACGUCAAGCAGAGUUAAAGGAAUUUCAAGUAUUUACAGACACUAACAUACACAAAUUGCUACGUCCAGCCCAAACGCGUUGGUUGUCUCUUUCCAGUGUUGUGAACAGAAUUAUGGAGCAAUGGGACGCUUUGCGAUUGUACUUUGACGAUAAAUGGCUGGAAGACCAAGAUUGCCAAGCCAUUCAUAUUCUUUUGAAUGAUCACAUCAUCAAGGCAUAUUUUUAUUUUUUAUGUUGGAUGUUGCCAAAGUUUACCCGCGUCAAUGUAUAUUUUCAAAGCGAAGAUCCGGUUAUUAUAGAAGCCCAUAACAAAAUGAAAGAGCUAUACAGAGAACUCUUAUCCUUAUACAUAACUCCGAAUCAUUUAAAGAACACCCCACUCGACGCAAUUGACCCUACUGAUAGUCAACAUUACAUAAAUCUGAAAAAUAUAUACCUGGGAUUGGGUGUUGCUAAUCAAGUUGCUGUCCCAGAGCUACAUGUAAGUACCGAAGAAGUUACAGUGAUGAAACAGAAAUGCCUGAAUUUUAUCGUUAAAGCAUGCGUGGGUAUUCGGAAAAGAUACAGUUUGAAUGACCCAGUUUUGAGCUCAAUCGCAAAGUUGGAUCCCGAUUCUUGCUUAUCUGAUAAUAGACUACAGUCUUUGUCUUCGCUGUUCCCAGUGCUGCCAAGGCUUAAACCCCAAACUUUAAAUGAUCAACAGACGUUAGAUGAUGAAUGGAGAAAUUUAAUGUUGACUGCGGAUGAACAACAUUUGAAUACAAAUCAACCAGCAGACGUGUUUUGGCAUCAGUUGUCUCAAAUCAAAGAUAGCAACGGAGAUAAUAAAUAUCAUUUUCUGCCUCGUUUUAUGCUCCAAGUUUUAUCGUUGCCUCACUCGAACGCUGAGUGCGAACGAAAGUUUAGUGAAAUAAAUAAUAUAAAAACAAAGCAGAGAAACUGUUUAGUCACAAAUACCAUCAAAGGCAACAUGCUAGCUCAGCAAGCCAUUCGGCGGACUUCCGAAAAUUGCGUGAAUUUUAAUCCAACUAAGGAAAUGAUUUCAAGGAUGACAGCAAAGAUUUAUGAAAAUCAUGAGCAAAUUGUUCUGGAAUAA
Molecule: messenger RNA, 1998 nt
Organism: Parnassius apollo (apollo)
Lineage: Eukaryota; Metazoa; Arthropoda; Insecta; Lepidoptera; Papilionidae
Source: the annotation of a GenBank genome assembly